AUGGAGGAAGGAUCCGAGAAAGCUGGUAAUUCGAACGGUGGAGAUGAGAAGGUUUCCUUCCACAAGCUAUUCUCAUUGGCAGAUCCUUUGGAUAUAGUGCUGAUGUGUGUUGGGACAGUCUCUGCCAUUGGUGAUGGCCUCGCCAUGCCUGUUAUGAUACUCAUCUUUGGACAGCUUAUCAACUCCUUUGGAGCUUCCAACAAGAACGAUGUUGUUACCGAGGUUUCCAAGGGAUCCCUUCGGUUGCUGUACGUGGCCGCAGCUUCUGGUGUAGCGUCGUUCCUACAGGUGUCGUGCUGGACGGUGACAGGCGAAAGGCAGGCGAUGCGCAUUCGGGGUCUCUACCUGAAAACCAUACUGAGACAAGACAUUGCAUUCUUCGACAAGGAAACGUCGACGGGAGAGGUUAUCGGGAGAAUGUCGGGGGACACCAUCCUCAUUCAAGAAGCCAUGGGCGCGAAGGUCGGGAAGUUAAUACAGCUAGUUUCAUAUUUCUUUGGUGGCUUCGCAGUAGCAUUCAUAAAAGGAUGGCAUCUGGCACUUGUAAUGCUGUCAUGCAUUCCUCCCAUCGUCGCAGCGGGCGCAGCCAUGGCAAUCAUCAUAUCCAAAUUGGCAAGCAGGGGACAGAUUGCAUACGCCGAAGCGGGAAUUACUGUAGAACAAACAAUUGGAUCCAUUAGAACGGUCGCAUCCUUCACCGGUGAGAAGCAAGCUAUAAUGAAAUACAACGAGUCUCUGAAAACUGCAUACAAAUCCACCGUCAAACAAGGGCUGGCCACUGGCUUGGGAAUAAGUGCUGUCAUGUUAACCAUAUAUAGCAGCUAUGGAUUAGCUGUUUGGUAUGGCUCCAAAUUGAUAAUUCAGAAAGGGUACAACGGUGGAGAUGUCAUUACUGUCAUGACUGCAGUCAUGACCGGCGGAAUGUCACUAGGUCAAGCUUCACCUUCAAUUAAUGCAAUUGCGGCUGGGCAAGCCGCAGCAUACAAGAUGUUCGAGACAAUCCACCGGAAACCAGAGAUUGAUGCCUACGACACGAGCGGGAUGGUUUUGGAAGACAUCAAGGGUGACAUUGAACUGAGGGAUGUAUACUUCAGCUACCCAUCAAGGCCGGACAUUCAGGUAUUUUCUGGGUUCUCUUUGCAUGUCCCGAGCAGCAUGACAGUGGCUUUAGUUGGAGAGAGCGGCAGCGGGAAGUCAACAGUGAUCAGUCUGGUGGAGAGAUUCUAUGAUCCACAAGCUGGCGAGGUGCUCGUAGACGGCAUCAACCUGAAGAAGCUGCAGCUUGGAUGGAUCAGGGAGAAAAUCGGGCUGGUGAGCCAAGAGCCUAUCUUGUUUAUGACUACUAUAAAAGAGAACAUAGCAUACGGAAAGGCAGACGCAACGCUUGCAGAAAUCAAGACAGCAAUUGAGCUGGCUAAUGCUAAGACAUUCAUAGACAAGAUGCCAGAGGUAAUCUAUUUCUUCAAUCUUCUUCUUUCACUGUCCGGCGGACAGAAACAGAGGAUUGCGAUUGCGAGAGCAAUUUUGAAGAACCCCAAGAUCUUGCUUCUCGACGAAGCGACGAGCGCACUGGAUGCUGAGUCAGAGCGGAUAGUUCAAGAAGCACUGGUGAGGAUCAUGUCAAACCGGACAACUGUAGUUGUGGCCCAUCGCUUGAGUACAGUGAGGAAUGCUGAUACAAUCGCAGUCGUGCAUCAGGGAAGAAUUGUAGAACAAGGCCCUCAUUUGGAGCUAGUUGCCAAUCCGGAUGGAGUCUAUUCUCAGCUCAUCCAUCUGCAAGAGAUAAAUAAUCAAGUCGACCAAACCCCAGCUGUGGAUCCAGACAAGAUUAGUUCAAGCUCUGAUGCCAGAAGAAGGGCAGCUAGUCCUGGAAGCCCGUGGUUUUCUCCAAGGAGAAGCCCAUGGUUUUCUCCAAGGAGAUCAGUAACCAUCAAUUCUCCAGGUGUGGGAAGCAGCAAGCAGCCUAUUUCUGGUUUGCCCAGUGAUGAAGGCAAGGAAAGAGGCAAUGAGAGUGAGAAAACCCCAAAGAAGGUCUCCAUCGGACGUUUGGCAUACCUGAACAAGCCAGAGCUGCCAGUUCUGAUGGUAGGAUCCAUUGCUGCAGUCAUACAGGGGUUAACCUUCCCUCUAUUGGGAAUGCUGCUCUCGAACGCUGUCAAUAUGUUUUAUGAACCCCCACCCAAGCUUCAGAAAGAUUCCAGAUUUCGGGCCCUAUCGUUCGUGGGACUAGGGAUCAUGUGCCUGUUUGUGGUGCCAUUACAGCAGUAUCUAUUUGGAGUAGCUGGCAGUAAGCUCAUCCAACGCAUUCGUUCCUUGUCAUUUGAAAGGGUGGUCCACCAAGAAAUCAGCUGGUUUGAUGACCCCAUGAAUUCGAGUGGGGUGAUUGGGGGGAGGUUGUCAGGAGACGCUUCUACUGUUCGCAGUCUUGUAGGUGAUUCCUUAGCAAUAAUGGUUCAGAACAUAUCAACGAUCAUUGUAGGGAUUGUGGUAGCCAUGCUAUCCAACUGGCGGUUGGCACUUAUAAUCCUAGGUAUUCUACCUUUGCUGGGUCUGCAAGGAUAUCUUCAGAUGAAAUUUUUAACAGCUUCCAGUGUAGAUGCAAAGAUGAUGUAUGAAGAAGCCAGUCAAGUAGCUAACGAUGCAGUGGGCAGCAUUAGGACGGUUGCAUCUUUUUGUGCAGAACAAAAGGUGAUGGAUCUCUACAAGAAGAAAUGUGAGGCCCCAAUGAGAAAUGGAAUGCGUCAAGGAAUUAUAAGUGGUGUUGGUUUUGGCUUCUCUAACAUUGUACUCUUCUGCUCCUAUGCCCUCAAUUUCUACUUGGGAGCUUGUCUUGUUGCAGAUGGGAAGGCGACAUUUUCUGAAAUUUUCAAAGUUUUCUUUGUUAUGUCAACAGCAGCCAUUGGAGCAUCACAAAGCAGUGCAAUAACUCCAGACGCCACCAAAGCCAAGGAAUCAGUGGCUUCUAUUUUUGCAAUUCUUGAUAGGCAAUCCAUGAUCGACUCGAGCAAGGAUGAGGGUAUGACAUUGUCCAAUGUGAAGGGUAACAUUGAAUUCCAACAUGUCAAAUUCAAGUACCCAAUUCGUCCAGAAGUGCAGAUCUUCAGAGACUUGUGUUUCAGCAUAUCUUCUGGAAAGACUGUUGCUCUUGUGGGUGAGAGCGGUAGCGGGAAGUCAACCGUAAUUGCCUUACUGCAGAGGUUCUAUGAUCCUGAUGCUGGCCAGAUAUUGUUGGAUGGUGUGGAAAUAAAAAAGUUAAAACUAAUAUGGCUGAGACAACAGAUGGGGUUGGUGAGCCAAGAGCCCAUAUUGUUCAAUGACACGAUCCGUGCCAACAUAGCUUAUGGGAAGCAAGGGGAGGUCUCUGAAGAUGAGAUUAGAGCAGCUGUAGAGGCAGCUAAUGCUCAUAGCUUCAUAUCAUCACUUCCAAAGGGAUACAAUACACAUGUAGGUGAGAGAGGAGUGCAAUUGUCAGGUGGACAGAAGCAGAGGAUCGCCAUCGCAAGGGCGGUGCUGAAAGACCCAAAAGUCCUGCUGCUUGAUGAGGCAACAAGCGCAUUGGACGCGGAAUCAGAACAUGUGGUCCAGGAAGCAUUGGACAGGGUGAUGGUGAACAGAUCAACGAUUGUCGUUGCUCAUCGACUGACCACAAUCAAGGGAGCUGAUUUAAUUGCUGUGGUGAAGAAUGGAGUGAUUGCAGAGAAAGGAAGACAUGAAACACUGACGAAGAUGAAGGAUGGAGUAUACUCAUCUUUAGUAGCAGUGCAGUCAAGUUCUUCCACAUAACAAAU
This is a messenger RNA of Magnolia sinica, 3788 nucleotides long. Its product is annotated as ABC transporter B family member 9-like. Bases 1 to 3783 code for a protein of 1260 amino acids. The transcript has 12 exons. Gene Ontology annotation, molecular function: ABC-type transporter activity; ATP binding; ATP hydrolysis activity. Gene Ontology annotation, cellular component: membrane. The record is from RefSeq and is a predicted model, not a curated record. Gene Ontology annotation, biological process: transmembrane transport. NCBI's taxonomy places the organism in Eukaryota, Viridiplantae, Streptophyta, Magnoliopsida, Magnoliales, Magnoliaceae.